Orbilia oligospora ATCC 24927 is the source of this 1686-nucleotide messenger RNA. RefSeq lists its product as uncharacterized. The record is from RefSeq and is a predicted model, not a curated record. Lineage: Eukaryota; Fungi; Ascomycota; Orbiliomycetes; Orbiliales; Orbiliaceae. The coding region runs from base 1 to 1686 and encodes 561 amino acids. The transcript is spliced from 7 exons.
AUGCCAUCCUGGCAGGAAAUUGCCGCUGAACGGCAAGCCCACCGAGAGAGCACCAUCGAAGCCCUCGCAAAAUUGCCCGAUCCAAUCAUAACCCCAGACUUCGGCGAUCCUUCCAAAUUACCUCUGAACGUCUACAAAACAUGCCAGUACUAUCUAACGCCGCGAGAGAUCGAAAUUACCGAGGCAAAUCCUAUCAUUAUACUCGCACAAUUGGCGAAUAGCACGAUUUCCGCCGUUGAUGUUACUCGGGCAUUCUUAAAACGCGCUGCUAUUGCCCAAAAACUCACGAAUUGUACCACAGAACUCCUCCCCUCGGUCGCUCUGGCCCGCGCCGCAGAACUAGACGCCCACCUAAAAACCCAUAGAAAGCCAGUCGGUCCCCUCCAUGGCCUUCCAAUCUCCAUAAAGGAGCACUUGGGCCUCAAAGGCCACGAUCUAAACGCCGGUUUCUGCGGCUGGGUCGGAAACACCGCUUUCGAAACGGCGGAUAUACUAAGACCGUUAUAUGAUGCGGGUUGUAUCUUCUAUGUUCGAACAACCCAGCCACAAACGUUGAUGCAUUUGGAGACUUCAAAUAAUCUUUAUGGAGUCACGGUUAAUGGAUUUAACAGGAAUUUGUCGAGUGGAGGCAGUAGUGGUGGUGAAGGGGCGUUGAUUGGGUUGAGGGGAAGUUGUUUGGGAGUUGGAACGGAUAUUGGGGGGAGUAUUAGGAGCCCUGCUGCUAAUAACGGGGUUUAUGGACUGAGGCCGACAAGUUAUCGACUGCCAAUGGGCAGUCAAUCCGCAACAAUGCAAGGCGAGGAACAUAUCGUCCCGGUCGUGGGCCCCCUUUCUACUCACCUUCCUGCCCUUUCGCUCUUCAUGUCCGUAGCUAUUGGUUCGAAACCUUGGCUUUCGGACCCAAUGCUGGUACCCCUGCCUUGGCGCGAAGAAUCGCAUUUCCCACUUAAUGCUGUUACAGGCAGGAUGAAGAAAAUGAAAAUAGGUGUUAUGAGGUGGGAUGGUGUUGUGAUGCCGCACCCACCGAUACUCAGGGCCAUCGAUGAGGUUGUGAAGAAGCUGCGGGCUUGGAAGGAUGAGUUUGAAAUUGUGGAGUGGAAGGAGACGAACGCGGCACAGGCUUGGGAUAUUAUUUCUGCAUUAUACUUCGCGGAUGGCGGAAAAGAAGAACGGGCAGCAAUGGCAGAAACAAACGAACCAGUCCUCCCAUUAUCAGAAUGGAUUCUAACGCAACCAAAAGUUCCAAAGCCUCCAGGACACUCUAUGAAUGACCUUUGGGGAUUAACGCUCGAGCGGGACGACUUUAGAAGAGAUUUCGUGGCAAGAUGGAACGAAAGCGGGAUCGAUGUUUUGUUAUGCCCUGUCGGCCCCGGUGUAGCCCCGAGACUGAAUACGGCGAAGUAUUGGGGUUAUACUAGUUUGUGGAAUUUGGUGGAUUAUCCGGCAGUUGUAUUUCCGGUGGGGAAAGUUGGGAAAGAGGACGAAGGGAAAUGGGAUUACGCGGGUGGGAAGGGGGCGGGAGAAAAGGAUAGGCGGAAUAUGGAGCUUUGGGAUCCGGAAUAUUAUAAAGAAGCACCUAUUAGCUUACAGUUAGUGGGAAGGAGGUUCGACGAUGAGAAGAUUCUCGAGGCAUUGAAUAUUAUAGAGGGUAAAGUCGGAUUGCCAUUUAUUGAUCCUACGCAAUAG